Messenger RNA from Spirodela intermedia, 2530 nucleotides. The record is from the annotation of a GenBank genome assembly. Lineage: Eukaryota; Viridiplantae; Streptophyta; Magnoliopsida; Alismatales; Araceae.
AUGCAGUUAAUGGGUUUUGGGACGGGUCGUCGUCUCGAGGGCAGGGAGGAACUGGUGAUGGGUCCAAGUUGGCUGAUUAGGGUUUUUGUCCGGAAGCCUCUCUCUCGCUCGCUCUCGCUCUCCCUAUAUCGACAGCGGGGGGGGGGGGGGGGGGGACCCGUUUUGUUUGAGAUGCCUUCUUUCCCUCAUCUUGGCUUUCGAUACCACGUCUGUGGCGCGACACAUCGAGGUGCUCCCACUCUUCCCCACUUUCUUCUGCCCGCGUUAAUCCACAUCACUACUGGCUCUCUCUCUCUCUCUAAGAUCUCCAAUUUCCUUCCCGUCUAAACUCUCGGCCUGCCUGGAACAGCGUGGAUGGAAAGAGAGAGAGAGGUGGUGAGAGACGUAAACAAGGAUCCUCGUCCACGUCAUGCACACUAAACCUACGUUUUAAGCAAGAGCAACGCGGAUAGAUACUACAGAGAAAAGACAGAUGAGAGAGAGGGCGAUCGAGGGGGAGAGAAUAGACCGGGAGCAAGAACUGCAGUGAUAAGUUAACGGGAACAGAGAGGGAUAUAGGUCUGGAACAAAGAAGGGAGAGAAAAUCUAGAUGGUGCUCCGGAGGGCGAGAGAGACAGAGAGAAACAUAAAAAAACUUGGGAAGUAGAGAGAUAGAGAGAGAGAAAGAGAGGAGGGGUGGGGGAAUUAUGGUAUGGCAGUGCCCGGAGGUCUCCCCUUCCUGUACUUGCCGUAUCUACUAAGUCAGGGAACCGUCUGUUCUUGCCGAAAAAGCAUGAGCUUCUAAGAAAAGCGGAGGAGAAAACAUAGGGGAGGUGAAGAGCUGAAGCUUCUCUCAGCAGAGAGAACCUCCGCCGCAGCAUCAGCCACCACCUGUGUCCACACUGUUGCACCGUAGUCCCCCAGGUAUGCGAUUCUAGACCAGAACCUACCUCUUUUCAUGGUCCACAGGCCCCCUUUCCCCCCCACCUCUUCUCCUUUUCUCUCUUCUCUGGCUGGGAAAAGAGUAUCUCAGUCCCAACCGCAACCCUCCCCGCCGCAUCGACGAAGAUUUUCCCAUGGGAUAUCUCUUAUGUUACCAGGUGAAAGGAGACCGUACCACGGGAUAUGACGGCUAAAUGAUGCGAUCGUCUGAUCGACUGGAGAACGACGGCUGUGGGAGAGAGGAGCAGCUAGGGUUUCCGCGCUCUAUCUCAGCUGCAUAAGUGGGAUUGAGAAGGAGGUGGAGACCAAGGUCAAACACAAGGGCAUCUUUCACCUCUCUCGAUCGAAACCCGAAACUCCUAAUCCAAAGGAUCAGAGGAUGGAGUAGAUCAGACAGAAGAUCUUCGGCAAGAAGAAGCCGACAUCGAGUGGGCGUAGGCGUGCGAUCCACGCAGGCAGAAGUUCUUGAGGCCAUGAUUCUGAGACAAAGAAGAUAACAACGAAGGGCUGAGGCUUGUUGAUUUCCCCCUGCCGUCGCACUUUCUACACAAUUAUUUCCGCGACCGAAAUAAAAGAAGAGCUGGCGAACCGGUGGUGGGCCGGUAAUGUGGCCCUCGGCGGCGGCGGCAGUGGCGGAGGCGGUGGUAUCGGCGUUGACCCCGCCUCCUCUUCCCCCGCCGGGGUCACCGCCUUGCACCUCCGCAAUCCCAACGACGACGAUCUCCAUCACCUCCGCAACCCCAACCCCGCCAGCACCAACAGUAGCGGAAGCAACCACAACCCCAACGACGACGACGGAGACGCUGUUGACCACCCCGCUGGCAGCGGCGGUCAAGAUUCCGCGGAAGCCGGUGGAGGGGGAGGCCGUGGGGGAUCCGGCGCCACCCCAGGUCGCCGCCCCCGCGGGCGCCCUCCGGGGUCCAAGAACAAGCCGAAGCCGCCGGUCAUCAUUACCAGGGAGAGCCCCAACGCGCUCCGCUCCCACGUGCUGGAAAUCAGCAGCGGCACCGACAUUGUGGACGCCAUCUCGACUUUCGUCCGCCGCCGGCAACGCGGCGUCUGCGUGCUGAGCGGCAACGGAGUGGUGGCGAACGUUACACUGCGUCAGCCGGCGGCUCCUGCUGGGGCGGUGGUGCCCUUGCACGGGCGAUUCGAGAUCCUCUCUCUCUCGGGGGCUUUUCUGCCCUCGCCGUCGCCGCCGGGGGCGACGGGGCUGACGGUGUACCUCGCCGGAGGGCAGGGACAGGUGGUGGGAGGGAGCGUGGUGGGGGCUCUCAUGGCGGCAGGGCCCGUGAUGGUGAUCGCCGCAACAUUUGGUAACGUCACCUAUGAGCGGCUACCCAUCGAGGAGGAUGGUCCCGCUGAGUCCGCCGGCGGCGGCGGUUGCUCGGAGGGAAUGCUGUUGGGGCAAGGCGGUGCUGGUGUGAGCCCGGGAGGUGGUGGCGGGGGCGGUGGGUCUCCUCAUCACGGUGGUGCAAGCCUGGGAGAAUCGGGGGGAAUGCCUAUCUACAACUUGCCUCCCAACCUGAUGGCUAAUGCUCAGCUGCCUCACGACGUGUUCGGAGCUUGGGUUUCUCAUCAGCCUCACCGUCCUCCGCCCUCCUACUGA